Molecule: messenger RNA, 2150 nt
Organism: Apaloderma vittatum (bar-tailed trogon)
Lineage: Eukaryota; Metazoa; Chordata; Aves; Trogoniformes; Trogonidae
Gene: CUX2
Product: cut-like homeobox 2
Exons: 22
Biological process (GO): regulation of DNA-templated transcription
Molecular function (GO): DNA-binding transcription factor activity, RNA polymerase II-specific; DNA binding
Source: RefSeq, a predicted model, not a curated record
AUGAGGGUGCGCGCCCUGGGUGCCCGGAGCCUGGAGGACCGGUUGCAGCAGCUCCAGCGCCUCGAGCCCGAACCGCCCCCCCUGAAAGAUCUCAGUUGCCCCUGGAAGAAGCGCACGGAGCUCGUCAGCACCAAAGAGCGCAGAGAGGGGACGUCGCCAGCAGCCGGGCUCACGACAGCGGCCGAGCCCCCGCUUUCCAGCAUCGAAGGCAAAGCAGCGUGCACAGAAGCCUUGCUGCAGAGAAAUGAGGCAGAAAAGCAAAAGGGGCUGCAGGAAGCACAGGUCACUUUGGCCGCUCGGCUGGGGGAAGCAGAGGAGAAGAUCAAAGUGCUCCACGCAGCGCUGAAGGCCACCCAGACGGAGCUGCUGGAGCUGCGGUGUAAAUACGACGAGGAAGCCGCGUCCAAGGCGGAUGAAGUAGCCAUGAUCAUGACGAACCUUGAAAAAGCCAACCAGCGAGCAGAGGCGGCUCAGAGGGAGGUGGAGAGCUUGCGGGAGCAGCUGGCGGCCGUGAAUAGCUCCCUGCGCCUGGCCUGCUGCUCCCCGCCGGGCGCUGCUGGGGACAAAGUGAACUAUUCCAUGUGCUCAGGGUCAAGGCUGGAGGCGGGUCUGGCUAAGCUGGAGGAGAAGCUGCAGGCACAGGCGGACUACGAGGAGAUCAAAACGGAGCUGAGCAUCCUGAAGGCGAUGAAGGUGGCCUCCGCCAGCUGCAGCCUCCCCCAGGCAAAGGAGGAUCACUCCGAAGAUGACGUGGCCCCUGACGGCCCACGGACUUUCUCGCUGUCCCCCUUCCCAGGGGGCGAGCGACUUCCGGGCGACCCCAAGCCCCCCCACCUCCCGCCACCUGCCGGAGGGGGACCAUCCUUACCUUCCACCUUCUUCGGGGCCAAAAGCAGCACCACGGCCCCUGGCACUGCACCAGCCACCAGCCCGCCCGGCGAGCCAUCCGAGGGCAGCGCCGGCAGCUCCGCCGACGAGGAGCAGCUGGGGCCCAAGCCCUGGCGCAAGCUGACGGUGAAGGGCAAGGAGCCGUUCAUCAAGAUGAAGCAGUUCCUCUCCGACGAGCAGAACGUGCUGGCCCUGAGGACUAUCCAGGUGCGCCAGAGAGGUAGCAUCACGCCGCGGAUCAGGACGCCAGAGACCGGCUCCGACGACGCCAUCAAAAGCAUCCUGGAGCAGGCGAAGAAGGAGAUCGAGUCGCAGAAGGGAGAGAUUUGGGGGGAAACACUGCUGACGCGGCAGGGCAAGGAGAAGUUGGCCAAAAACGGCAUCUGCCAGAGGAUCUUCGGAGAGAAGGUUCUCGGGCUGUCCCAGGGCAGCGUGAGUGACAUGCUGUCGCGACCCAAGCCAUGGAGCAAGCUGACGCAGAAGGGUCGGGAGCCUUUCAUCCGCAUGCAGCUCUGGCUCACCGACCAGCUGGGCCAAGGCAUCAGCCAGCAGUGCCGUGGGUGCUUCUGCCUCCACCCCCUGCAUCCCAGCGAGCCACUCACCUUGGCUUUGGAGAGCAGCAAAGAAAACCAGCAGCCCGAGAGCCGGUCAACACCUGCGCUGGGUGGGAAGACGUACCCCAACAGCCAAGGACCCGUGGGCAUCCAGGAGAUCGUUGCCAUGUCCCCGGAGCUGGACACCUACUCCAUCACCAAGAAGGUCAAGGAGGUCUUGACGGACAACAAUUUAGGCCAGCGGCUGUUUGGGGAGAGCAUCCUGGGCCUGACGCAGGGCUCGGUGUCCGAUCUCCUCUCCAGGCCUAAGCCAUGGCACAAACUGAGCCUGAAGGGGAGGGAGCCCUUCGUCCGCAUGCAGCUCUGGCUCAACGACCCGCACAACGUGGAGAAGCUGCGUGACAUGAAGAAGCUGGAGAAGAAAGGUGAGGGCGAUGCAGCUCUGGAGAAGGAAGCCCUGAAGAAAGCAUACCAGCUGGAGCCCUACCCCUCCCAGCAGACCACCGAGCUGCUCUCCUUCCAGCUCAACCUCAAGACCAACACCGUCAUCAACUGGUUCCACAACUACAGGUCGCGGAUGCGGCGGGAGAUGUUGGUGGAGGGCACACAGGACAACGACACAGACCCAGAGCAGAGCGGUGGGGCGACUGUGCCUGGGCGCCGGGCCCCCCAGAGCCCUGAUUCGGACGCCGAGGACCGUAAACCCAU